AAUAUUAAUUGAUAUCCCCCAAGUCUCUCUAUUCAUUACCUAAAAGCCUUAAAACCCUCAUGUUUAAGAUGGAAUAUGAAAUAACUCCUACAUCUUCUCCUGGAUCACUGUCUCCGAAUUCUUCGAUUUCACCGUCAUCAUCUCCGUCCCCUCCUCCUCUUCCGACGCAGGUUGUUAUCAGCCCCUGCGCCGCCUGCAAGAUUUUGAGGAGAAGGUGUGCUGAUAAAUGUGUGUUGGCACCUUAUUUUCCUCCCACUGAACCAGCCAAAUUCACCAUUGCUCAUCGUGUGUUCGGCGCUAGCAACAUUACCAAGUUAUUGCAGGAACUUCCCGAGUCUCAGAGAGCCCAUGCGGUAAGCAGCAUGGUAUACGAGGCAAAUGCGAGGAUCCGAGACCCGGUUUACGGUUGCGCGGGGGCGAUUUGCCAACUGCAGAAGCAGAUCAAUGAGCUCCAAGCACAGCUAGCCAAAGCUCGGGCCGAAGUAACCAAUAUGCAAUUGCAACAAGCAAACCUCGCCGCUGUGCUCUGCAUGGAGAUGGCGCAAUCCACUUCUCCUCAACCAAGUUCCCAGCAAUCCAUGGACAUUUCCCUCAACCCUAGCCUCAUGGAAGACAACAACAACUUUGGAUCGUUAUGGGAACCACUUUGGGCAUGAGUUUCUGCUUCAAAUUCUAAGGUCCCAUGAAAACUCUCCCAAAGAGAAGUUGAAGGAUUAAUAAUUUUAACUUAGUAUUAGGGUUAAAUGAAGAUGUAACUAUGGGGAAA
Messenger RNA from Hibiscus syriacus, 766 nucleotides. RefSeq names its product LOB domain-containing protein 1-like. The record is from RefSeq and is a predicted model, not a curated record. NCBI's taxonomy places the organism in Eukaryota, Viridiplantae, Streptophyta, Magnoliopsida, Malvales, Malvaceae. Bases 60 to 656 code for a protein of 198 amino acids. The transcript has 2 exons.